Adineta ricciae is the source of this 324-nucleotide messenger RNA. Lineage: Eukaryota; Metazoa; Rotifera; Eurotatoria; Adinetida; Adinetidae. The record is from the annotation of a GenBank genome assembly.
AUGUUCAAAAGGAAAGUGAACUUCGGAAAACGGUACACGGCUUUGUUAAUCGAUUCCCAAGAACAGAUCGCAUUGAAAAUUCCAAUGAAUGAACAGAAACAAAUACCAAAUGGUUUGCAGUCUACUACCAUUGAUACUGAAACUUUAAGUCCGUACGACGAAGCUGAAGAAAAUUAUUAUCAGUCAGUUUUAUCCCUCAACGAUCUGUCAUAUUUUCCAGUUCAUGAAACAGUGUAUCAAGUAUAUCCGAAAGCUCACUGUAGUCUGAUUACCGAUGUAAAACAAGGGACUGUUUCAAGUGCGACUGAAAUCAAUUUUCUUUGA